UCUAUUCUUCUCUGUUUUUCACACUCGUAUUGCCGCCAUUUUUAUUGUUUUAUGUAUUCUCGUUUUAUUUGUAAUUUCGAGAAAACUGUUAAUAAAUAAUUCUGCACAUUAUUAUUUAAUAUCAAAACACCUGUUAAAAAAGAAGCUCACUCGGUACAACUUCCCCGUCCUAAACGCCCUGGUUGAAUAAUAAGCAGUAUGAAACGGGACGCCUACGGAGACGAUGGUCCAAUGCAUAAACGCCAGCGACAAACCGAUGACGAAGUCACCUUCCUCAUCCCGAGCAAGGUGGCGGGAUCAAUUAUUGGAAAAGGAGGAUCCAAUAUAUCAAAGCUGAGAAACGAGUACAAAGCCUCUAUAACAGUCCCAGAUUGCCCCGGCCCCGAACGGGUACUGUCCAUAACGGCGUCGGAUAUCGACACUAUUCUGGAGAUCGUAAAGGAUAUACUUCCAAAUUUGGCUGAUGGCGGUCCGAAAGGCAACAUGAACGAUGACUUGGACGUCCGUCUACUGAUCCACCAGAGCAGAGCGGGCUGUGUCAUCGGCAAAGCUGGUGCCAAGAUCAAGGAGCUGAGAGAGAAAACCGGCGCCCGACUGAAGAUCUUCUCGAACCCGGCGCCGCAGAGUCUGGAGCGCGUGGUGCAGCUGGUGGGCAAGGCGGACUGCGUCGCGGCCGGCGUACGGGAAGUGCUUAACCUCAUCCGACAGGUGCCGAUUAAAGGGGCCAUCCAGAACUACGACCCGCACAACUACGAUGAUUACUACGCAGACGAGUAUGGUGGCUUCGGUAGCGGCCAGGCGCCUCGCAGCGGACCUCGUGGCGGACCGCCACGCGGCCCGCCGCGUGGACCCCCGCCCAUGGGGCCCGGAGGAAGAGGACCCCCUCCGCCGAGAGGAGGCCCACCCAUGGGCCGCAGUGGACCAGGGGGCCCACCUCCCAGAGCCUUCAACGACUUCUCAGGCCCCGGGCCCCGUAACAACUUCAACGGCCCCCCGCGCGGAGGGUUCGGCGGCAACAACUUCGGUGGGGGCAACUUUGGGGGCCGAUCGGGGGGCGGCAACUUCAACGGCAACGGCGGCGGCAACCAGCAGGAGACUAGCACACAAGUUACCAUACCUAAAGAUUUGGCGGGCGCGAUAAUCGGCAAGUCUGGCACUCGCAUCCGCAAGAUCCGCGCGGAGUCUGGCGCCGGCAUAGAGAUCGCGGAGCCGCUGCCCGGCGCCAGCGACCGCAUCAUCACCAUCACCGGCACCCCGCAGCGCAUACAGAAGGCGCAGUAUCUCCUGCAGCAGAGUGUACACGAAAGCAACCCGAACCUCGGCCGUGGAAACUUUUGAUUUUGAAGGUUAAUUACAUAAGUUUAGUUGAUAAGUUACCACUCACGAACAUACAUACAUCAGAUAAACUAUUUUCUUGAGGCUCAUAUUGUUUUGUAUGGAGUUUGAAAUGAAAAAACAUUGAUUUACGGGUUUUCCUUAUAACCAUGUAUUAAAAUUAAUGAAAUUUAAGAGAAAUAUUGCAUUUAUCAUUAAUUAACUAUUAAUAUUGAAAAGGUAAACUAAGAUUGUGUUUUAAAGGGCAAUGAUUUAAAUUUUAAUUUACUGAUUUGUUACAUCGAUAUUGUAUUUAUAAGUAAAUAAAGAAUAGGAAUAAAAGGUUUAUUUUGUGAA
Messenger RNA from Bicyclus anynana (squinting bush brown), 1671 nucleotides. RefSeq names its product heterogeneous nuclear ribonucleoprotein K (gene HnRNP-K). The record is from RefSeq and is a predicted model, not a curated record. Gene Ontology annotation, biological process: regulation of mRNA splicing, via spliceosome; regulation of transcription by RNA polymerase II. Gene Ontology annotation, cellular component: cytoplasm; nucleus. Lineage: Eukaryota; Metazoa; Arthropoda; Insecta; Lepidoptera; Nymphalidae. The transcript is spliced from 12 exons. Bases 199 to 1338 code for a protein of 379 amino acids. Gene Ontology annotation, molecular function: mRNA binding.